This is a messenger RNA of Penicillium concentricum, 3996 nucleotides long. RefSeq lists its product as uncharacterized. The coding region runs from base 1 to 3996 and encodes 1331 amino acids. Gene Ontology annotation, molecular function: protein binding. The record is from RefSeq and is a predicted model, not a curated record. Gene Ontology annotation, biological process: protein localization to ciliary inversin compartment. Gene Ontology annotation, cellular component: ciliary inversin compartment. The transcript is spliced from 2 exons. Lineage: Eukaryota; Fungi; Ascomycota; Eurotiomycetes; Eurotiales; Aspergillaceae.
AUGAGGCGACUUCUGAAAUUCAAACGCAGAGAGGCAAGCAAUGGUGAUCCCCAGGGGAACAGCGCGAUCACUUCUUCACCGCCUAUGGAGUCAGAGAAGAUCGCACCUUCUACAACUUCAAGGCCUGCUUCCAGCCUCAAAUUACAGCCUGCCGGACCUUCAGUGGGGGCUGCUAGUUCUUCUCCGACCACUGUGGGUGCCGCACAGUCAAAAAGUGAGCAAGAUGUAGCGUCUAUCUCGCCCUCUACAGGUUCCUCGCCCCCACCAUAUUCCAGCACGAGCCAGGACAAUGACACAUGGAGUCGCGCUUACGAAUUGGCUGCGAACCGAGAGCCAGAUUUGAUGAGAGAUUACGCGAAUCACCUAGCCUCUCUACAGCCUAACUCCACAACUAAAAGAAAUAUAUCGAGCUCGGAUUUUGUCGAAGAUGUUGUGAAUCAGCUAUUGGAAGACAGACAGAAGAAACAAUGGCGGCUUCCUCUCUUGGGAGAUAAUGUCAUUAUUCGAAAGCAAGUCGAGAAAUUGACAAAAGUUCUCUUAUGGUCUGAUCCUGUCAUCAAACGUGCUGUUAGCUUUCAACCAUAUGCGGCGCUUGCAUGGUCCAGUGUUUCCAUCCUUCUUCCUCUAGUGGCAAGUGCUGCCACACCGAACGAGGCUAUGCUGAAAGGGUUCAACUCGAUCAGCGAUGUUCAAAUCUAUUGGACAAUUUUCGAAGAGACUUACUUGACUUCCGCCCAUCGAGAACAUUACGAAAACCUAAUUGAGCCUUUGAUCAAGCUCUAUUCGCACAUUAUCGAAUAUCAAGCCCGUGCUAUAUGCCAUCUGUCGAAGGCUCAACUUUCCCGGGGGUGGCAGAAUGUGACGGGUUGGAAUGACUGGGCUGGAAAGACGGGCGAGAUUGAAGCUUUAUCAACGGCUCACAGCAGCCUAAUCUCGCUCGAUAACGAGAAAGAGGUUCGAGAGCGCUGGGAUCGCCAACUACGUGAAAUUCAAGAGUCAAGUGCUAUCCUCAAAGAGAUUCAACAAGUCCUCGAUGAAAGCAGAAGACAAACCCAGCGGAACUACGAGGGCCAGGCGGAAAAAGAGCUCCUACAAGAUCUAGCCUCCGAUUAUGAAGGCUACAAAGAUUUCAACCGACUCAGAGUUCAAGGCACAUGUGAAUGGUUUUUCAACGAUGAUAAGUUCUGCAAGUGGCGCGAUAGUAACACAUCUGGACUUCUGUGGCUCUCUGCUGGCCCUGGAUGUGGAAAAUCAAUUUUGUCGCGAUCGCUCAUUGACGAACGUAGACUGUCCUUGAACGUCACAACUUCGACCGUUUGUCACUUCUUUUUCAAAGAUGGCUACGAAGACCGCAUGUAUGGCGUCAAUGCUUUAUGUGCAGUACUUCACCAGCUAUUUACUCGCGACUCGAGCGGUACCCUGAUAAAGCUAGCUCUGCCUGCUCACAAGAACUACGGCAAAGCUCUUACAAGGAGCUUCUCUGAACUAUGGAAUAUCCUUCUUGCUUGUGCCAAGAGCCCUCACGCCGGAGAAGUUAUUUGCAUCUUCGAUGCUCUGGAUGAAUGCGAGAAACAAAGCAGGUUGCAACUGAUCAAAAAACUCGAAGAGUUCUAUUCCCAACCACACGGUUCUUCGGCAUUAUCUUCGAAGCUCAGCUUCCUCAUAACCAGUCGACCAUAUGCUGAUAUAGAGAGAGAUUUUAAAGGUUUCUCUACAGCAGAAUACCUGCAUUUUGACGGCGAUAAAGAGUCUCCUGCUAUCAGGUGGGAGAUUGACCUGGUCAUUGAUGAGCAUGUGAGCCAAAUUGCAGGCAACUUCACCCUUGAUGAUCAACAGGAGAUCUCUAAACGCAUCAAAAGCAUGGAGAACCGCACCUACUUAUGGCUUCAUGUCAUCUUUGAAACAAUCAAAGAGGAUCCGAGCCGCCACGGGAAGCGAUCCAGCAUCCAAAAGCUAUUGAACAAUAUACCAUCAAAGUUAUCCGAGGCGUACGAAAAGAUUCUAAGCCGAAGCAAAUGUCAAGAAGAAACCGAGCGUCUUCUUGAGAUCAUCCUUGCCGCGGCGCGACCUCUAACUCUUGACGAGGCCAAUGUCGCCUUGACAUUGGCUUUAGCUGAAGAAACUUUCAACUCACACGCAACCUUGGAGGAUGAUCUAUGGCCUAAGAAUAAUUUUGAAAGCAUUGUCAAAGGUUUAAGUGGCCUCUUCAUCAGCGUUCACGAUUCAAAGCUGUUCCUCAUUCACCAAACGGCAAGAGAGUUCCUCAUUGACCCUUCGGGGCGGGGUACAUGGGAAGGGCGCUUGAGCAUGUCUAAAGCGACUAAAACCAUAUCAAGAACUUGUUUGCAGUUCUUGAUGCUCCCUGAUCUCCGCGCCCUUGUUGAGGACAUAGCCUCUCGGGGUGAUAACGGAUAUGAAGAAGAUGGCCCAAACAGGCCUACAUUGGACCAAAUGUCCCCGUUCUUCCGCUACGCCGCCAAUCACUGGUCGUUGCACUUUCUAUCCCAGGAAGCCGCAAUCAUUGACCAGACCCUAAAGGAUGCGCGUACACUUUGUAAUCGCCACCAGGCAUGGGUGUGGGCAGCAACCUCUGGAUGGGGCCAGCUGGACUUUCAGGACAUGACAGAUUUGUCUUUGGCAAGUUAUCUUGGGUUGAAGCAAGUGGUUGAGCAUAUAUUGUCAGAGGAACACAUUGAUGUCAACUCUGAAAACGAGUCUUCAGCAUCGGCACUUUCCGCGGCAUGUUCUGCAGGCCAGUCAGAUGUCGUCACGCUACUAUUGAGCAAAGGUGCCAAUUGCAACUCCCGUCACAUACGCUAUGGCACGGCUCUCCAUAUAGCUCUACUCUCACGUCAACAGGACAUUGUUCCUAUCCUACUCAAAAACGGCGCCGAUGUCAACAGCAAAGGCGGAGAGUCCGGAACAGCGCUUUACAUAGCCACCACUUCCAACUACCCAAAUAUUGUCCUCGCCCUCCUUGAAAGCGGUGCAGAUGUCAACUAUAGCGAAGGAAUGCACGGAACAGCGCUGGACGGAGCUUGUCGCGAAGGCAACCAGGAAAUCGUCAAAAUCCUCCUUGACAAUGGGGCAGAUGUCAACAGCAAAGGUGGAUUGUUGGGGACAACGCUUUUCAUAGCCUCAAGUCGCAACGAGCCAGAUAUUGUCCUCAUCCUAUUAGAAAGGGGGGCAGAUGUCAAUUAUAGACAUGAAUUGCAAGGAACAGCGCUGCACGGAGCUUGUUACCGAGGAAAUUCGGAGAUCGUCAAAAUCCUCCUCGAGAAUGGGGCCGACGCCAACAGCGAAGGCGGACGUUUCGGGAAACCGCUUUACCUAGCCUCAACUGAAAACUACCCAGAGAUUGUUACCAUCCUCUUAGAAAAUGGCGCAGACGUCAAUUAUUGCGAUCCAAUGGAUGGAACAGCGCUGCUUGGAGCUUGUUGCCAAGGCCACGGGGAAGUCGUCAAAAUCCUCCUCGAGAACGGGGCCGUCGAUUUCGAACACGGAUAUUACGGCUCGGCGCUUCACGUAGCAUGCAAUGAUAUCGAGGAAUCGGACAUUGCAAUUUGUCUGCUAGAGAAUAUUGUUUACUCUGACAUACGCUAUAAUCACCAAACUCACGGCACACCACUGCAGACAGCAUCUAAGAAAGGCAGGGAGCUUAUCGUCAGAAUACUUCUGGCGAUUGGAGCCGAUCCUAACUUCAUAGGCAGAUAUGGUAGCUCAGCAAUCGAGGACGCAUCAUACUAUGGGCAUCAAGCUAUUGUCAAAUUAUUACUCGAGAACGGAGCUGAUGUCAAUUUCCAAGGCGAAGGGAAGAGCACAGCGCUUCAGAUGGCUGCGGCAGAAGGUCAUGGAGAACUUGUUGCAUUGCUACUCGAACAUGGGGCCGAUAUCACCAUCAAAGGGGAGCUUUAUGGCACGGCGCUCGAUGCGGCAACUGAACAAGGCCAUACGGAAAUUAUGGAGAUGCUAGCUAAGAAAAGUGCUGAGGUUUGA